Cuscuta europaea is the source of this 1852-nucleotide messenger RNA. The record is from the annotation of a GenBank genome assembly. NCBI's taxonomy places the organism in Eukaryota, Viridiplantae, Streptophyta, Magnoliopsida, Solanales, Convolvulaceae.
CCCGUAUAAAAUAGAUAGAUUUUGGAAAUUUGAUACGUUUAUGUCUUAUUUGUAAAAUUUUCCCUCUUUUUUGCAAAAUCCAUCGAUCGAUUUCUAGAGCUACAGCCUGACAAACUAACCCUAACUUCAUCCGAUCGAUUUCCAUUCCUAAUUUCCUUCGGAUCGCUGCCGUACUCGUAGCUAAUAUCCUUCUCAACGGGUGAUUCUUCUUCCACCGGUAGAGCACAUACUCCGUCGCCCGCCGUCAGUCCAUGGCACCCUUCAACAGUUCGAUCGAUUGAGUCCCUUGCAGCACUCCGUCAUCGUACUCCGUCGUUGCACUACGCCCGGCCGCCUUACUGCGCCUUACUGCCUCGAUCUUCUCUCUCAGGCCGACUUCAUCGCAAAAUCAGGCCACUCCCUUCUACAGCCGCAAAAAAAUUCCUCUAGCUUACCUCCUCAUCUUCUCCCUCUAAGCUUGGUGUUAAGGCUGUAACUUUCAGACAAAUCCAAUCCUCUUGUGCACCAAGAAGCUUGGUGUUAAGGCUGUAACUUUCAGACAAAUCCAAUCCUCUUGUGCACCAAGAAGCUUGGUGUUAAGGCUGUAACUUUCAGACAAAUCCAAUCCUCUUGUGCACCAAGAAAUGAAUAUUACAGCACUUCCAGCUCUUCAAUUCCAUCCGGUCUUGAAUGAUAUGAUACCGCCUCCUUCUCCCGCUAUUCCACAUGAUCAGCUACCUACGGCUGAACAUGUGGUCAUGGAAUUGAAGCAUCUAGGAUCUGUAAUCCAGGAACACCAAAGAGGGCUGGAUAUCAUAUCAACUGAGGAGCUUGCUGAGCGUAUACGCCGCAAUCAUAGGAUUGUUUCUAGGUAUUCUCAAACUGAUGGAGAUGUUGUGACAAUAGCGCAACAAAUGCAAGGUCAAAUGCAACAAAUGCAACAAAUGCAAGGUCAAAUGCAACAAAUGCAAGGUCAAAUGCAACAAAUGCAAGGUCAAAUGCAACAAAUGCAACAAAUGCAAGGUCAAAUUACAGACCAAAUUACAGCGCUCACUGCCUUGGUGACAGCUCAAAAUGGCCAAUUGAACGCGAUUGCAGGACAAAUAACUGGCCAAGGACAACAAAUUGAGCUUCUAAGUGUAAGGUUGGACGCAUCUGCUGCCCGUGCUCACAAUUCAGCAAACACGUCAAAUGCUCUAAACCUUCUUCGUCCAAUAGUGAAAACUAUUCCCAACCAUCCCGACCCACAACCACAUCCAGCUUUCCACUUCAAUGAAAACUCAUAUGCAAUUGGUACACCACCCCCGGAUGGACUUGUUCCACACACUUUUGAAGCCGUUAAUGCCAUUGAUAGUCAUAACCAGUUUGAUGCAAUAUAUUGGUUUUAUAAUGAUGCAAAACUUGCAAGAGGAGACAAAAACUUGAUCCAACGACGAUCAGCACUUGCAACAUUUAUGAAGAGCUAGGUCCAGAUGGCCUUUUCGAGGUGAAUAACCAUUGAUUGUUGCCCCUGUCAUUGUGAAAACAAGGAAAUGUUUGUUGGGAAUUGCUUCUAAGAUCUUGUUGUAUCUCGUUCAGUAUUGCAGCUCAAGUUUUUAUUUUCCUGAUUUUUAUGUUACUUAACAUUAGGAAAUAUUGACAUAACAGUUUGGAAUAUAAUUUCUCCCACAACUCCAACUUUCAGAACUAUACUUCAAGCAAAAUGCUGAAGAAAAUUUCUGACUUGAUUUGGUCAUUUGGCUUAACUUUUUUUGGUACUUUAUGCUUUUCCUUUUAAAUUGUUGUAUGAUCCUAAAUAAAUAAGUACAACGUAUUAGAACUAAGAGGAUCUUCAAUGCAUUCAAGUCUAGUCCAAAUAAAGUGUGACAUAUCA